This is a messenger RNA of Trichosurus vulpecula (common brushtail), 507 nucleotides long. Its product is annotated as receptor expression-enhancing protein 6-like. Lineage: Eukaryota; Metazoa; Chordata; Mammalia; Diprotodontia; Phalangeridae. Bases 1 to 507 code for a protein of 168 amino acids. The record is from RefSeq and is a predicted model, not a curated record. The transcript has a single exon.
AUGAGUAGCUUGAGGCAGCACUUCCAGAGCUUCCUGGAGCAGAAAAACAUUGUCACCAAUGUACUAGGGAAGCUGGAGAUCUCCGGAAUCAAAAAGUACUACCUGGCUACAGGUUCAAUUGACUUCCCGGCUCUCUGUCUCACAUUAGUCUAUGGUGCCUCACUGCUCUGCAAUCUCAUUGGAUUCAUCUACCCAGCAUAUGCCUCCAACAAGGCCUUUGAAAGCCCCAGCAAACAUGAUGAUACCAUCUGGUUAACCUACUGGGUGGUAUACAGCAUAUUUGGCCUAGCUAAGUUUUUCUCUGACAUCUUCCUUUUCUGGUUCCCCUUCUACUAUGCAGAGAAGUGUGCUUUCUUGCUAUGGUUCAUGCUUCUAAUAGCCUGUAAUGGCUCCCAGAUUUUGUGUCAUCACCUGACCUUCCCCAUCUUCCUGAGGCACAAGGCUUCCAUAGACAGCCUGGUGAUUGACCUGAGUAGGAAUGAACCCUGGACACAGCGGCCGGUCUGA